This is a messenger RNA of Entamoeba invadens IP1, 1653 nucleotides long. RefSeq lists its product as hypothetical. The record is from RefSeq and is a predicted model, not a curated record. Lineage: Eukaryota; Evosea; Mastigamoebida; Endamoebidae. The transcript has a single exon. The coding region runs from base 1 to 1653 and encodes 550 amino acids.
AUGAGCUUCCAAAGUUUGUUUAUCAGCACACUCGACGAUUACACUCAACCACUUUCCUCUCCAAUAGCAAAGGACAUUCAAAUGCCCUCCCUCGAACAAUUUGAGAAGUUUGACCUGCCUCAAUUGAAAAACAUAUUUCUAGUGGAGCUACAAAAGAUGUCAGAGUCGGGUGAAAUUGGUCUUCCCUCGUUCAACUUUUUCAUGAAGACACUGGGAGAGGACAGAUGGUGUUUUCUCGUCAUUAAUUAUGUCACAUCAAGACAUAUUGAGGAACAACACCUUUUUGUACCUUUAUGCUACAACGCAAAGGAAUCUUUGACAACCACACAAAUGGAGAAUUUGAUUCCAAAGGUCAUCACAGACUUUAAACUACCAUUCUAUGGCAAUUCAUUUGUCGGAGUUGAAGGCAAUUUAGUUGAUGGAUUGUUUAGAGUCGACACGCAACUUCGAUGCUUUGGAAAAGCAUUUUUCAGACCACUUCUAACACCGCAAUGCUCAUCCAAAUUGUUUGGGUUUUAUAAAGAGAUGGUCACGUUCACGAAAAAGAUCAACACCCUAUUUGACAACAAAAACACCAUCGAAAAGGUUUUGGGAAAAAUCCCAAUUGUGAUCGACCCCAAAACAGGGUUUCUCAAGAAAUUUACGAUGGGGAAGUGGAUCCUUAAUUUCUCAAUUUUAGAAUUUAUUGUGUCACACCAAGAAGAGCUUCAAAAACGGUUGAAAACUUCACACAGUGACAUAUUUAUCAAUGUCACAAAUGUAUAUAAAGUUAUGUUGCCUGUGUUAAUUUGCCUCAAAGAACUGAAAGAAGUGGACCAUUUGAGUGAUGUCUUAUAUCAAAUAUUUACGAUGUGCAAACAAAUUCGGAUGCAAGAAUAUAUCGACGACCCUUUGAUUGAUGAUGUGAAAACAAUGUUAUUAAAAUUGGUAACUGUGUACGAGAGGAAUGUUCUUGCAGUUCAAAACAGUUAUUUUAAUAAGGUCUUGUUUUUUACCCCUCGAUUUAAAAACAUACAGAUAUAUGGAGAGGAAGAAAAUGCGAAAUUGAUGAAAUACUUAGAGAAAGAAAAUGUGAGUAAAAUGGAGUUGGACUUGUACAUGAGCUUAAAAGUCCCAACAAAGAAGCCUGCGGAGUUUUGGAGAGCACAUGUUUUAGACUUACCAAAAUUGUGUGGGUUGGCAAAGAACUAUUAUAGUGUGAAAGCAAGGUGUCGCAUCAAGAAGGAUUGUAUGAAAACGGUGAGUGAGAUGUGUGAACGUAAAGUGCCAUAUGAUGUCAUUAAAAAUAUAGUUGUUGUUAGGAACAAUGUGAAUGUCAUCCGAAACGUAUUGGUUCAAAGAAAAACAGACAACGACUUCAGAAAAGUGUGUGAAUUUUGCGAUUCGGAAAAUGAAACCCCCGUCGCAGUGGCAUUACCAAACAUUAAAGAAGAGUUUCUGGAUACCGAAUCUUCUAAACAACAAUACGCCGAUCCAGAACUUCAAUCACCAUAUAUGAAACCAUCACAAACCUUUCCACAAUUUGACUAUAACAACCCAUACGCUUACUCGUAUUAUCCACAACCAGACACAAAUCCACAGUCCAGCAACCAACAAAGUGAACCACUCGCUUAUCCACAACAAACAACACAACACAUACAAACACCGUAUUAA